This is a messenger RNA of Debaryomyces hansenii CBS767, 1815 nucleotides long. Its product is annotated as DEHA2G15400p. Gene Ontology annotation, cellular component: cytosol. Gene Ontology annotation, molecular function: epoxide hydrolase activity; metallopeptidase activity; aminopeptidase activity. NCBI's taxonomy places the organism in Eukaryota, Fungi, Ascomycota, Pichiomycetes, Serinales, Debaryomycetaceae. Gene Ontology annotation, biological process: proteolysis. The record is from RefSeq and is a predicted model, not a curated record. The coding region runs from base 1 to 1815 and encodes 604 amino acids. The transcript is spliced from 2 exons.
AUGGAAGUCGUUAUAAGUCCUCAUCGUCCUAUUCAAUCUCCUGAAGUCGAUCCUUCGACUUUGUCGAAUUAUACCAAUUUUAAUAUCAGAAAAACUGACUUACAGUUUAAAGUUUUAUUUGACGAAGAAAAGGUCGAUGGAGUGGUAGUCUAUGACUUAUCAAGUAUCGAUGAAAUAGAGGAAGUGAUUUUAGAUACGUCCUACUUGGAAAUACAGAGUGUAAGAGUGAAUGAUAAGGAAAUUGGGGAAUAUCAAUUGAAAGAAAGAGCUGAACCACUCGGUUCAGCAUUGGUUGUCAAAUAUACAUUCAAAAAAAACACGCCUGUUAAAUUAGAAAUUAAGUUUUCAACUACUUCCAAGUGUACUGCAUUGCAGUUCUUAUCGAAGGAAGCUACUGAUGGUAAGAAGGCCCCUUAUUUAUUUUCCCAGUGUCAAGCAAUCCAUGCUCGUAGUCUUUUCCCUUGUUUUGAUACGCCAGCAGUUAAGACUCCAUAUAAGAUGAUGGCAGAAUCUCCAUACCCUGCAUUAAUGUCGGGUAGGCCAAUUAAACAAGAACAUAAUAAACACUAUUUUGAUCAGCCAAUUCCUAUCCCAUCAUACUUAGUUGCAUUAGCAUCAGGUGAUAUCACGAAGGCCCCAAUUGGACCUAGAUCUCAUGUCUAUUGUGAACCAAGUAAGAUAGAUGCGUGUCAAUAUGAAUUUGAACACGAUAUGGAGAAAUUCUUGACAACAGUUGAAUCAUUAAUUUUCAAAUACGAGUGGGAUCAGUACGAUGCAUUGGUGUUACCAUCGUCAUUCCCAUAUGGUGGUAUGGAAAAUCCUAACGUCACAUUUGCUACGCCAACCUUAAUUAGUGGUGAUCGUGAAAAUGUAGACGUUUUGGCACACGAAUUGGCCCAUUCUUGGUCAGGAAACUUAGUUACCAACUGUUCGUGGGAACAUUUUUGGCUUAAUGAAGGUUGGACUGUCUAUUUAGAAAGGAGAAUACAGGGAGCUAUUUAUGGUGAGCCAACAAGACAUUUUAGUGCUAUAAUUGGUUGGACCGACUUAGAAAAUUCCAUCAAUGCCAUGGGCAAAUCUGCUUCUAGAUUCUCGACUUUAGUGCAAGACUUAAAAGAUCAAUGCGAUCCAGAUGAUUCUUUUUCGACAGUGCCAUAUGAAAAGGGUUCCAAUUUAUUGUAUCAUAUUGAACAAGUAGUGGGUGGAAAAGAAGUAUUUGAUCCAUUUAUUCCAUACUACUUUAAGAAGUAUAGAUACAAAUCAUUGGAUACAUACGAAUUUUUGGACACGUUAUACGAUUUCUUCAAAGACAAAAAGACUGAAUUAGAUUCAAUUGAUUGGAAUACAUGGCUUUAUAAACCAGGAAUGCCUCCAGUGAAGCCCAAAUUUGAUAGCACCUUAGUCGAUCAAUGUUAUAACUUGGCCGAUAAAUGGUAUAAUGCUAUAGUAAAACGCAACAAAAACUACAGUCAAGUUUUUCAUUACGAUGAUGUCAAGGAUUUUAGUUCAAACCAAUCGGUUGUGUUUUUGGAUACUCUUACUUCCUUUGACAAGCAUGAAUCGUUCAAGUGGUCCGACAACAUCGAUGCGCUACAAGCAAUGGGUGACAUAUACUCCAAUUAUUCUCAAUCUAAAAAUGCGGAAGUUGUGUUCAGAUGGUAUGCAUUACAAGUUACUGGAAAUAAUACCCAGUUCUACGACCCUCUAGGUGAAUGGUUGGGUACCGUCGGUAGAAUGAAAUUUGUUAGACCGGGUUUACACAACUUGGUGAAAAUUUCAGUCUUGAUCGUAUUAAAAACAAUGUUGGACAGUUAA